UGAACAAAUGGUGGAAUUCAACCACUUACGAAGGGGAAACACGAGAAAUGAAUAAGUUCACUUUUGUGUUCAUCAUUAUCGUACUUGCUCUGUCGGGAAGUGGCGAAGGAAACAGAAAUGUCCAAGAUCGCAGUUCAACUUAUAAUCUACUAAAGUUAAAUAAAAGAAGUGGUAGAAUUCUUAAUGAAAUUUUAGGUCCUAUAAUUGGUAAUCCUACUACUACUAAAAAACCUACUGUUAAACCGACCACUACACCUGUUGCGACGACUAAAGAACCUACCACUAUGCCUGCUGUUACACCUACCGAAGAGCCUACCACAACACCUACUGUUACACCUACCGAAGAGCCUACCACCACACCUACUGUUUCACCUACCGAUGAGCCUACCACAAUACCUACUGUUACACCUACCGAAGAACCUACCACCACACCUACUGUUACACCUACCGAAGAGCCUACCACCACACCUNGAAAACAACUCCCAAAUCGCUAUACGAAUACCACAAUGUUGAAUAGGGUAUAG
Molecule: messenger RNA, 524 nt
Organism: Centruroides sculpturatus (bark scorpion)
Lineage: Eukaryota; Metazoa; Arthropoda; Arachnida; Scorpiones; Buthidae
Product: endoglucanase-like
Exons: 2
Coding region: 48-524 (158 amino acids)
Source: RefSeq, a predicted model, not a curated record